GCCCGGCAGUCGGAGCGGCGGCGGUGACGGGGCAGGGGCCGCUUCGGGGCCGGGGCCGCGCGAGGGCGUCCGUCCCUGAGGCUCCGCCAGUCCGCACUCACUGUCCCAGGCGCGCAACGUCCGCAGGUAUGGUGGUGGUGGCCCAGACCCCGGCCCCGGCCCCGGCCGCGCCCCAAGUGCUGCUCCUGUCGUCCGGAAAGCCCCCCGGGCCCGGGGCCGCCCCCGCGCCCGGCCGCGCCCUGCCCCUCGUGCUGCCCCCGAGCCCGGAGGCGACGAGCGGGGCCCCCGGCCCAGGCCCCAGCCCCGGCUCCGGCUGCGGCCAGAGCCCCGCCCGCAAGCGGCAGCGCCUCACGCACCUGAGCCCGGAGGAGAAGGCGCUGCGCAGGAAAUUGAAAAACAGAGUAGCCGCACAAACAGCUCGAGACAGGAAGAAAGCCCGAAUGAGCGAACUGGAGCAGCAAGUUGUGGACUUGGAAGAAGAGAAUCAAAAACUUUUGAUUGAAAAUCAGCUUUUGCGUGAGAGAACCCAUGGACUUGUGAUUGAAAAUCAAGAGUUAAGACAGCGCUUGGGGAUGGAUGCCCUAAUAACCGAGGAGGAAACAGAGUCCAAGGUGAAUGAUGUCCGGUCGGUGGCCGGGUCUGCUGAGUCCGCAGCGCUCAGACUACGUGCAUCUGCAGCAGGUGCAGGCCCAGCUGUCACCCUUCCCGAACACGUCCCUGUGGAUUCUGACGGUGUUGACUCUUCAGACUCUGAGUCUGAUAUCUUGUUGGGCAUUCUGGACAACCUGGACCCAGACGUGUUCUUCAAGUAUGUUAGCACAGAGUACUGCCUGGAGGAGGAGCUCAAAGAGGUGGGUGCCCAAGAGCCCGACUCCCUACCAGCCUCCCCGUCUCCUUUGGUGGGGCCCCCAUCAGCCAAGCUGGAAGCCAUUAAUGAACUGAUUCGGUUUGACCACGUGUACACCAAGCCGCUCAUCUUGGGGAUUCCCUCGGAAGCAGAUGCUCAAGGCAGCGUGGUGGUGAAAAUUGAGGAAGCCUCCCUCUGCUCCCCACCCGAGCCGCUCCCCGUGUCUGUGAAAGAAGAACUCAUCGAGGACGGCUUCAUCCCAGAGCUUGGUCUCGAGAACCUGCUCUCCUCCAAGUCUUCUCCCUGCCUGCUGGAUGCUUGUAGCGACUCUGGCUACGAGGGUUCUCCUUCCCCUUUCAGUGCGAUGUCCUCCCCCCUUGGCACAGGCCACCCUUGGGAGGACACUUUUGCCAAUGAACUCUUUCCUCAGUUGAUCAGUGUCUAAAAUAGUAUUGUUCACUUGUCCAGAUCAUCGUAGCACACCCACAGUUUGAAGGCAGUGCAUGGCCUCAGCGGUGGUGAAGGCGGCCACUGCCUAGGAUAAUUGAUUUCUGGAGCAUUAUGGUCCACUGGCCAGGCUUUGCUAGAGCGUCUCAAGUAUUGUCCUUAGCCAGCACUUGGCAGCCGGAAGUGAGGUUGGACUCACCUUGUCUUUUUGAUAUCCUGCCACCUGAGUAAGAUAGGAAGUUAAGGUCCAAUUCCUUAGCUUUUUUCUUCCCUUCCUGUUUUGCUACAUGUUGACUCUUCAUUUAGUAAAGUCCUUUAGUUUGCUUGUAUAAGCAGAGAAAUUAGCUGUUGGAAGGGUUUGCUUUUCCAUGUGUACAGUCGGAUAAUGUGAACAUUAGAAGAAAUCUCUUGUGAAGUUAUAGAAAUUUACUGUGUAAAUGCAUCAUGAUAUGAACUCUUUCAUGUGAGCUUGGCUUUGGGGAGGUGCUUUCUCCAUUUUAUUUAAAACUACCCUUGCAAUUAAAAAGUGCAAUGCCA
Molecule: messenger RNA, 1831 nt
Organism: Phascolarctos cinereus (koala)
Lineage: Eukaryota; Metazoa; Chordata; Mammalia; Diprotodontia; Phascolarctidae
Gene: XBP1
Product: X-box binding protein 1
Biological process (GO): regulation of DNA-templated transcription
Cellular component (GO): nucleus
Molecular function (GO): DNA-binding transcription factor activity, RNA polymerase II-specific; RNA polymerase II transcription regulatory region sequence-specific DNA binding
Source: RefSeq, a predicted model, not a curated record